AUUGUUGUUCAAUGUUAACCCCCGCCUCCACCACCACCACUAAUCACACACCACUACCAUAAUCACUCUCUUUUCUCUUUUCUCUUUCUCUUUCCCCUCUUCUCCUCUCACUCUCUUCCUCUCUUUCUAUCUAUAUCUGCCUAUCUAUCUACGUGUCUAUCUGCCUAUCUAUCUAUCUUUUUUUUUCCCUAGCUUUAUAUCUCUCCGUAUAUCUUUUACUCAACAUUGACGCGUAUUUCACUCAGCCUCAGAACAACGGUCCAGCGAUUUUGAUUGACAAUAUCUUUAGGCACAAUGGAAAUAAUAACUGCUACACACCUUUCGAUCAUACCUCUCCACGAUCAAAUUUAACCUGGGGUUACGCAAUUCAUUAGUACUUUGUUUUGUCAACACCGGGAGGAUAAAAGGAAGAAAAAAGAAGUCGUUGCGGUUGUAUUUGAACUCGUAACAUUAUGAGUCGCACUUUGUCCGACACAUUCACGAUUCGCCCGACUAACAGCAGCAGCAAUAGAAUGUGUCUAUUGGAAGCGGACGACAAUCAAAGCACCAGUAACGACACAUCGAACGUAACUUGCCGCCAUCUUGUAUUAUAUUUCAACAGCUAUGACGUAGGUCCGUGAACAUCGUUGGGCUCAAAUGCUUUUAUGCAAGCAUGAAACCGUGAUACAGAAAUAAAUCCAGACCCUUCGAUUAAAGAAAGAAUGCUAGACAGAGAAUUGUCGAAUUGUACCAAUGUUUUGGGAGACCAUCCACCAAUUGUUCAAAUGGAGUCUUCGAAAGAUGUAAAUUCAAUUUUAUAUAGAAAUUCAUCGCUUACUCAAAGCCGACUUGAUAAUCUUUAUAGGAAACCAAAUGCGAAAAAACCAUCCCUUUCUCAAAGAGUCAGAUCCCAGUGUUAUUGUUCCAAAAGAAGACUAUGGAAAGUGUUGAGUACUUACCUACCAGUUAUCAGAGUAAUACGAUAUUACAAAUUAAAAAGCUAUCUUUUAAUAGAUUUCUUAGCCGGAUUAACCGUUGGUGUCAUGCAUAUUCCUCAAGCAUUGGGUUUCGGAAAACUAACUUCAGUGAAAAUAGUAAAUGGACUUUAUACAUCAUUUUGGCCAGUGGCUUUAUACACGAUUUUUGGCACGUCUCCGCAUGUAUCCAUUGGAACAAGUGCUGUCAUUUGUAUCUUGACAGCAGGUAUCGUUGACGAACAGGCUCUCAUUUUUGCUAAGGAUCACUUCAACAGUUCCUUUUUCCACAACAGUUCCGCUGCCGAUUGGGAGUCGAUACCAGAGUAUAUGGACUUUAAAGAAGGAGUCGCCAUGACAACUUCUCUUCUCGCCGGAUUAAUCCUCCUUUUAAUGGGAGUGUGUCGUUUAGGUUUUAUCACUGCUUAUUUAUCGGAAUCAUUUUUCAGUGCUUUUACAUCAGCAGCUGCAGUACACAUCGCCACCAGUCAGAUUUCUUCCAUGCUUGGUCUAUCAAUAAAAAAAUACAGUGGACUUUUCAAAAUAAUUUACACCUAUCGCGACAUAUUCCUAAACAUCACAAAGACUAAUAUCGCAGAGCUCAUCAUGUCAAUCAUAUGUAUCAUCAUUCUGUUACUCGUAAAAUCUUGCAUUAAUGACCGAUUCAAGCAUAAACUAAAAUCUCCAAUACCGAUUGAGUUGAUUGUUGUAAUACUGGGAACACUAGUCGCCUAUCUUGCUAACCUUGCUGAAAUUUACGACGUUAAAAUUGUUGGCCUGAUCUCAACAGAAAUACCCGUACCAAAAGUGCCGCCACUAAGCAAUGCCACAGAUAUUUUACUAGACAGUUUUAUCAUUGCUAUAUUGAUAUUCGCCAAUACAAUCGCUAUGGCAAAGAUAUGUGCCAAGAAACACAAUUACGAAAUAAACGACUCGCAAGAACUAAUUGCCUACGGCUUGUGUAAUUUUGUGAGUGCGUUUUUUCUCUGUUUCCCGUCGAGCGUCGCUCCUCCCCGUUCGAUGAUCGCAAGCACAAUGGGAGCAAAGACUACUCUACAUGCAGUAGUUACAGCAAUUCUCAUGUUUUUAUUACUGAGUGUUAUCAGUAGUUUGUUCAAAACUUUACCUGUAUCAAUACUGGCCGCUGUUAUAGUCAUUGCAUUAAAAGGCCUAUUUCUUCAAAUUGCUGAUUUAAAGAAAUUCUGGCAUAUCAAUAUCUUCGAUUUCACCAUCUGGUUGAUAACUUUUCUCAGUGUUGUUUUCUUAGACAUUGACUAUGGUCUUGGCAUCGGAAUAGUCAUAUCUCUCCUUACGGUAGUUCUGCAGAGUCAGCUUGGUCCAAGUUAUCGCAUUGCACGUCUCCCUAAAGAACAUUUAUUGGUUGAACACAAACUUUACCAUUCAGAAGAGAUUAGAGGUGUGAAAAUAUUCCGAUUUGAGGCUAACAUUUAUUUUGCUACAGCAGAAAUAUUCCGAAAUAGUCUCUAUCGAAAAACUCUCAAUCCUAGGAAACUUCUGAAACAACUUCAAAAACUAGAAAAACGACUCCAAGAGCAAAAUAAAAAGAGUUCAUCAACAAUGGACAUACUCAAACGUUCGACAAGUGUUGAUUCAGAAUCUGCCGACACAACGAUAAUAGGAGAUCAGACAUUUCCAUUUUCAGUGGAUAAAACGAUAGCUCUUGACGGAUCGUGUAAAACGCAAUACUCUUCUGUAUCUCACGUGACAAUGAAUCCAUCGAGUACCAAUGUUUCUAAUGGGGAAGUCCCAAAUGGAAGAAAACAUUCUAUUACACAGAGUUCGGAUUCCGGUAUAAUUUGGCAGGAGGAAGAAACAGAUCCGGAAGAUGGCGGUUGUUACAUACCAGAGGGAAACCUGAAUAUUAUGAAGUCAGUUCGUUUCAUCAUAUUAGAUUUAUCCAGUGUAAAUUACAUCGAUGCCACUGGAGCAAAUAUACUGAGCUACAUCUACAAGGAGUACGAACACGUGAAUGUAGAAGUUUUUCUUGCUGCGUGUCAUCCUCGUGUAUGCAAAAGUUUGCAACAGGCUGGCGUGUUUGACGUCUUUCCGCCGGAUAAUGUAUUUGUUACAGUGAAUUGUGCAAUAGCCCAAACGUAUAACAACUACAAAAUUAAGUCUUAUGAUCUUAAAAACUUCACCGACGAAGAAGCCGCGGAAGAUUCCUACGUAACGAAACUAUAGCGCUGAUAAAAUCUUUGCAAGUUAAUCUUAUAAAAAACGUUAUCAGGACUAACAACUAGAGCUCAAUUAUUUAGAAUUGACUAACACUGGAACUUUUGUAUAACUUGAAAGACAAAUGUAGAAGAAUAAAUAACUUAUAUUACAUAAAUUCUACAUAAUAUGAAGGGUUAACCGUAGGAUAUUUAAAUACAGUAGGCGCAGAUGUGGCUGCGUGGUGAGAAGUUGACUUCCUACCCAUAUGAUUCCGGUUUCAGUCCUACUGCGUGGCACCUUCGAUAAGUGCCGUCUACUAUAGCCCCGGGCCGACCUGAGCCUUGUAAAUGAAUAUGAUAGACGGAAACUGAAAAAAGGCCGUUAUAUAUGUGUGUAUAUAUAUAUAUAUAUAUAU
Messenger RNA from Octopus bimaculoides (California two-spot octopus), 3543 nucleotides. Its product is annotated as prestin. Lineage: Eukaryota; Metazoa; Mollusca; Cephalopoda; Octopoda; Octopodidae. Gene Ontology annotation, biological process: transmembrane transport. Gene Ontology annotation, cellular component: membrane. The record is from RefSeq and is a predicted model, not a curated record.